Messenger RNA from Lingula anatina, 4742 nucleotides. Its product is annotated as ER degradation-enhancing alpha-mannosidase-like protein 3. The record is from RefSeq and is a predicted model, not a curated record. NCBI's taxonomy places the organism in Eukaryota, Metazoa, Brachiopoda, Lingulata, Lingulida, Lingulidae. Gene Ontology annotation, biological process: mannose trimming involved in glycoprotein ERAD pathway; carbohydrate metabolic process; endoplasmic reticulum mannose trimming. Gene Ontology annotation, molecular function: mannosyl-oligosaccharide 1,2-alpha-mannosidase activity; calcium ion binding. Gene Ontology annotation, cellular component: endoplasmic reticulum; membrane.
CACACUAAUGAUGGCUGGUAAGAGGUGACGUUGACAGCUCUAAAGUAACUAUCCGAGUUUUCUCGGAGCUUUUUCAUUUUCAUCAUGGAUAGUGAUGUUGCAGCAAGACGGAUGCUGCAAACAAUUUUCAUUCUUUUACUUAUCCAUGCAAUUUCUUGUGGAAUUCAACCGUCGGAGAAAAGAGAACUCAAGGAAAAGGUACUGGAGAUGUUCAACCAUGCAUAUGGCUCUUAUAUGGACCAUGCUUUCCCAGCUGAUGAGCUAAUGCCACUCAGUUGUAAAGGCAGAUACAGAGGAAGUGAGCAGAGCAGAGGAGAUGUGGAUGAUUCCCUGGGAAACUUUUCUCUGACUUUAAUUGAUACCCUUGACACCUUAGUGGUCUUGGGACAAAUUGAUGACUUUGAAGAUGCGGUGAAAUUGGUGAUACAGGAAGUGACCUUUGACACAGAUGUGGUAGUGUCAGUAUUUGAAACUAAUAUUAGGGUACUUGGGGGUUUAUUAGGAGGCCAUGUUGUAGCAGCAUAUCUGAAGAGGGUGAAGAAAGGCAUGUUAUGGUAUAAUAAUGAACUAUUAGUAAAAGCUAAAGACAUAGGAGAACGACUACUUCCAGCAUUUAACACCACAACAGGAAUACCAUACCCAAGGGUCAAUUUAAAGUAUGGUUUAUGUAAAGUGAACUCUAGAACAGGAGUAGAGAAAGACACUUGCACGGCCUGUGCAGGAACCAUGAUUCUAGAAUUUGCUGCUCUCAGUCGACUUACAGGGGACCCAAUAUUUGAAGAAAAAGCGCACAAGGCCAUGGAGUUCUUGUGGAAGCAGAGACAUCGCUCAAGUGACCUUGUUGGAACUGUGAUAAAUAUACAUAAUGGGGAUUGGGUGAGGAGAGAUAGUGGAAUAGGUGCAGGGAUAGACUCUUAUUACGAGUAUUUAUUAAAAGGCUACAUUCUUCUUGGAGAUGAAACCUACCUCAACAGAUUUAAUACGCAUUAUGAUGCUAUAAUGAGGUACGUGAACCAGGGACCUCUCAUGUUAGACGUGCACAUGCAUAAACCUACCAGUAAUACACGCCAUUUCAUGGAUGCUCUCACUGCAUUCUGGCCUGGGUUGCAGGUACUUAAAGGAGACAUCAAACCAGCAAUAGAAAUCCAUGAGCUUCUGUAUCAGAUAACACAGAGACAUAACUUCCUACCAGAGGCUUUCACUACAGACUUUCGUGUGCACUGGGGCCAACAUCCUCUUCGACCAGAGUUUGUGGAAUCAACUUACUUUCUUCAUAAGGCAACAAAUGACCCAUACUACCUGGAAGUCGGGAAGACUGUGUUGAAUAACUUGGAGAAGUACGCCAGGGUGCCAUGUGGCUUUGCUGCCAUUAGAGAUGUCACAUCAGGAGUCCAUGAAGACCAACUGGACUCCUAUGUGCUAAGUGAGACAUUUAAAUAUUUAUACCUAUUAUUUGCUGAGAAGGAAGAUCUUGUGUUGGAUGUGGAUGAGUAUGUGUUUACUACAGAGGCCCAUCUCUUACCACUAAGUCUGGCUGUGGGGAACUAUAGCUGGACUAAACCUGUGGCUGGGAAAAUACCUUUGGCAACCACUGAUGCUAGAGCUCCAGAUUUUGAAGAUGAACGUUUUGAGCGCUCAUGUCCAAAUCCAACAAGUAAUCGUGGUUCUUUUGCACACGACCUCCGCAAAUCACUAAGGGAUGUCGUAAACAGUGCCUGUCCCAAGCCCAAAGAAAGGAGAGUUCCACGAUUGCGGGCAGCAGACUUCAUAGCAGGCAACGCUGACCAGCUGGACCUUCUGAAGAGCAUGGGAAUACGCCUGGCCACCAUGUCAGAUGGCAGAGUACAACUGCUACAUACUGCCUCUGAGGCUGCGUCAUCAGAGGAAGCAGAGGAAGGAAUGCUGUUUAUGCAGGAGAUGAUAGAACUUUCAAAAGCUCAGCAGACAGACAUCCAACAGGAGCCCCGUGUUGUACAGCUGAUGUCCCCACCAUACAAUGGCAAAGUGGUAUUGUCAGCGGGGCCAGCACAGUUUGGAAAGAAACUUACCAAUUUACCUGGGCUCCGUGCCCAGGUAGCAGUGGCAGACCCCUUUAAAGCAUGUACAUUACCUACAAACGCAGCCCAGUUGAAGGGAAAGAUUGUGAUAAUGGAAAGAGGAGACUGUAUGUUUAUAGACAAGGCCAGGCUGCUGCAGGCUGUGGGGGCCUCUGGGGGAAUAGUCAUAGAUCAUAACCCCGGUUCCACAGCCAAGUCCGCUCCGUUGUUUGCCAUGUCAGGGGAUGGGAAGCAGGAUGUGAACAUUCCCAUGGUGUUCUUGUUCCAGAAGGAAGGACAAGAUCUGCUCUCUGCCCUGGCUGAACACCAAGAUCUGGAUGUCAUCAUAGGCCACAAGGCUAAGGACAUGAGUAAAGUCAACACUUUCAAGUACAAAGAUACAUUUUAUGAAGAAGUGAAUAAACCACUUAGCCCUGGAGAAAUAUAUUUCAUGAAGCUAAAAACGGAAAAUGUUGCCAUCCAGAUUGAAUACGUAGAAACUCCACAAGAUAAGUCCCAGACUGAGCCUUUCAUGGAAAUUAUGGAUGAUCCAAAUAAUGUUCGCACGCUAUCUUUCCGUUUUGAUGGCCUGGCUUUGGAGGAAAAAUUAGCCAAGGAGGACCUAGGGACAGCAUAUAUAGCAUUUUUUGAAAAUUUGAAGUCGCACACAAAUUUUGCUCAGUUGAAAAAGCAGGCAAAUUACAGACAAGCAUUAACAAAGCUUUUAGAAUGCGUUUUUGUAUCGGGAGAAAAACAGUUGGAUGAAGCAACAGAGAAGGAUAUAGGAGAUCUCGCCCAGGAAAUCCAAGUGCUUUCAGACCCACAAAAAAUUGACCCUUCAGUCAGUGGUAAAGAACAUUAUGCUGGAGUUCAAGAUUUUGAGGAAAACAAAAACAGUCCAGCAGACAAUGCCCACAUGGGUAUACCAGCUGGUUUUAGGAAGGUGGAAGAAGGGGUUUAUGUUAAUGAUGCCGGAACAAUAUUCAUAAAAAUAGACUCCUCCGAUGAAGGCAAAGCAAAACUCCCACCUCUUCACUCUUCUCAGGAUGAUGUUAGCAAAGUGACCUUAAACAUCAACACAGAGAAUGACUUUAAUAAAGUGCUUCAGAAACUUGUGCCAAAUGACCAGUUGCUGGAUGGGAUAGAUGAAUGGAGGAGGAAUGCCGAUAAGGAAAUGGAGGCAAUAUCUGAACAGUCAGAAGAGGGCAGCACUGAGCCCAGCCUUCAAGAUGAGCCACAUCCCAGUGCAAUGGAGGAAGAUCAGUAUGCUAUAAAAACUGAAAAUUCUGACAGGACUAAAGAAAAAGAUGAAGACAUAAAUGAUGAAACCCAUAUCUCUAGUUCAGACAAUAGAAAUAUAGACAAGAGAAAGAUAAUACAGUCAAGGACUUAUAUUCCAAAAGUGGAAACAAUUAGUGAUCCUGAAGAAGGUGAGGAAUAUGAAAGAAUGCAGUUAAAUAGUGAGCUGUUAGAGAGCACAGAAACAGAAGAUGAAAAACAAAAGAACAAAGAUGAACUAUGAAGAAGCAGUUCACAAGUCAUAAGUUGUAUUAUGAUAUUCUGUACAAAAGGUGAAAGACACCUGCUGUAAUGAAGAUCAAUAUGUAAGUCAGUUUAAAAAAAAUAUCGCCAAAAAUCGCAUCAGAUGGUCAGUGUCAAACAUGGCUUCUUGAUCCGAUCUUGUCUUUCAACAGCAUUAGUCAUUCAGGGUUAUCAGAAAGUCGUACAUGGAUUGCAUUAUAUGACUUAAAGCUACUGGUAGCAAUUCCAACAACUUAACUUGCAAUCGAGUUGUCAUAAAAUGUCUGGUCUGUGUAAUGGUUUAAGGUUUACUCUACUUAAAAUCCACACCAAGUUGAGUAAGUUGUUGAAAGAUGUCUUUUAUUGGAUUGAAGAUAUGUUGAUAUAUCAUCAUUGUGGACUCUUUAGCAAGUCUUCAGAAUCUUUAAUUAUCUAUUUAUUUAUUUUGUAAUAUUAUAAUGAAGCAAAUUACAUACCCACAUGUUAUGGUAAUAGUGAAUCUGUAUAUAUGCAGAUAGAUGAAAGGCGCAUUCACAGCAGAACUUAGAAGGCAUCAUCUCAACCCUGUUGUGAAUACAGAGGGAUCUGUGUUUUCUAGACUUGUUAAAAUUGGAUCAAUCUCUAGUCUUUGUGAACACAUCUUAUUCUCUGAAUUGGCAAUACUUACAUUUCAUCUAUGUGCAAUUCAGACAGUGGUCACAAAGGUCAUGAGUAGUAUUUGGACAAAUUGUUUCGUAGACAGCUGAAGGUAGAUGGUCAUAUUUGGGCAUGCUAUUUUUUAUAAUGAGACAGCAGUGAUCGUAUUUUUAGUAAAUGUUUAUUUAUUUAUUUUUAGUCAUGCUUUUUUUGUUUAUAGUUUAUUUAUUGCAGGAUGAAAUUUGUGAGAAAAUGCAUUUAGAAAUGUUCAGUGCAAUUAAUCAGAAGAAGUCUGAAUGAGUACACAUUGUGAUUUUAAUCAAAUUAGAAUUAACGUUAGUGGUGCAUCAGAAAGAAUGUGUUAUCUGUUUAUUAAAAUGUAAUGUUUACAUGAAUUAUAUUCAUUACCAGAGUAUAAUAUUUAGUAUUAAAUUUGAACUACUAAAAUGAUUAUACUUAUAAUUAAGGCAUAAUAUGUAUAAUGCUGACAUAAAAUGAACUGUUACAUGGAAGUGUAAGAGAAUUCAAAUACAUAUCUUUAAAAAAUGU